AUGGCCUCUUCCUCGUCUGCCACGGCCGCCAUCCGACCAGGCCUGCAACGCAUCAUCCCACUACUUGAUCGUCUCGGCCGCCCCCAGAAUACCUUCCCAGUGAUACACAUCGCCGGCACAAACUGCAAAGGCACCACCUCUUCACUCCUCGACUUGCUCCUCACACACUUUGGCCUUCGUACAGCUCGCUUCAACUCGCCUCAUCUGCGAGAGGAGAGGGACUCGUGCCGAGUGGCAGGCAAAGUGGUGGAUGCUGGGGUAUGGCAGACAGCAGGAGAGAGGGUGAUCGAGGCGAAUGUGCUCGACCAGGCCGGGCAAGUAGCGCCAUCCAUCGAUGCCAGCCCCUUUGAGCGGCUCUUUGCACGCUUCCUCGUCAGCUGCACCCUCACCACACCCGCCCCACAAGUACUCAUCGUCGAAUGCGGUAUGGGGGGAUUGACGGACGCCACCAAUGUCUUCCCUGCGGAGGUCGUCCUCGCCAGUGUCAUCACGCCCAUUGGCAGAGACCAUGCUGGCUUCCUAGGCGACACCUUGGGGCAAAUCACAGAGAACAAGCUGGGCAUUGCAAAGGAGAAUGGCCUUGUAGUGGUAGCAGGUCAGUGCCCCGAGGUGAGGGAGACGAACCUCCGCCGCUGGUCAGUAGAGGAGGAAGAUCCACGACUUCUUGGCGAGGAUUCCGCCGAGAUCCUCUCAACGACUCGCAGAGUGGCAGAAACGCUCAAAGCUCGGCUCGUCCGAUGUGAAACUCCUACAGGGAAGACCGUUGGUCGUCAAGAAGAAGGCGAGUGGCGAGUCAUAUCACAGUGGAGCGCAACUCUACCGCCUGUAUUGCAGACGCCUUCCACAACAAGAACAGCCACGACCGACGCUGCGACGGGAGUGUCCCUAGACGAUUCCGAAACAAGCUCCGCAUCUACAUCGAUAACGACUGCAACACCAGCAUCGCUAGCGUCGACACUCUUCACCAAUGGACCCUUCCAAGCAUCGCCCGGCCACACCGCCCUGAAGACGCCUCUGCUUCCCCCACUGCAGCCAACAGCGCCUGUCCUGUCAUCCGUCUCUACGGCCCUCUCCACAAUCUACGCUAUUGCAUCAGACGAGCCCCCAUCUGCUCGUGGAUUGCAGGGAGCCGACCGCCAUGAGGAGCUGCGCUUGGGCCUCGCCUGGGCUCUGCGAGAAGGUGGAAUACUUAGUGGUCCCAGUGGGGCGCUGAGCGAAGGUGUGGAGCACGCCAUUGUGAGCGGGGUAGAGAGUUGGGAAGGCAGAGGGAGCUGGGUGGACGUCCCUCUCCCCCUUCCAGCAAGGAGCGCUAUAGAAGAAGGAAAGACUGCCGCUCUACGCCUCUUUGUCGAUGGAGCUCACAAUCUUCCCGCCUUCUCGGCUCUGUUCCGGCAUCUGCAAGCUAUGCGUCAAGCACGACAAGGCUCCUCCUCCUCCUCGGCUCUGACACUCACUCUACUUGUCUCCUUCUCCGAGAGCAAAAAGAAGGACGGUGAUCUCGAGACUCUCCUUCACAUCUUCGCACAGCUCCCCUUCAAACUAGCAGUACUCGAGCCGCCCUCCCUACAAGGCAAGCUCAAAGCCCUCUCCCUAACCGAAGCCGAUAGGGGCGACGAGCAUGGCGAUGGCGAUGGCGAUGGCGGUGGCGCUGACCUCACUAUCCGAGUGGGCUUUGUUCCCUUUUCAACGCCCGUAGAGGGGAUGCCGUGGGUCUCACCGCUCGACCCGCAAGAAUUGACCACACUUCUGCAAGCGAAGAUUGCCUGCAGAACACAAGCAGAGGAGGUCCAAGCUGAAGCUGUGACUGCAAAGUCAACUCAAUGGGAAAUCAUCUCCCUGCCAAACCUGCAGAGCGCCCUAUUGUGGGCUUCAAAGGAAGGUCAGGAGACGGGCAGACCAGCUGGGGAACAAAGUGUCGAGGGGAGCAGAGAUUCGCUCGUUGUCCUCACCGGCUCCCUCUAUCUCGCUGGGGAGCUGUACAGGCUCGUCGAUCAGCUUCAGGGGCGCGCUGCUGGCCGGGGGUGA
This is a messenger RNA of Microstroma glucosiphilum, 2025 nucleotides long. Its product is annotated as Mur ligase. Gene Ontology annotation, molecular function: dihydrofolate synthase activity; tetrahydrofolylpolyglutamate synthase activity; ATP binding. NCBI's taxonomy places the organism in Eukaryota, Fungi, Basidiomycota, Exobasidiomycetes, Microstromatales, Microstromataceae. Gene Ontology annotation, cellular component: mitochondrion; cytosol; cytoplasm. Gene Ontology annotation, biological process: folic acid-containing compound biosynthetic process. The coding region runs from base 1 to 2025 and encodes 674 amino acids. The record is from RefSeq and is a predicted model, not a curated record. The transcript has a single exon.